UCAGUUGAGGUGCUUGCGAUUCACGUCAAAGCGACAUGCAUGUCACUGGUCUGUUUCACAUGUCUGCUGAUGUGCCGGGUUACGGUGUUUUCCUAUUCCGUAAUUUAGCAUUUGUGUGGUAAUACUGUUGUGUAUGGCAUCUCGCCUCUACGGUGUCUAUAGGAGCUACAUUUGAGCAAUACUACGCUCAUUCAAACAGGGUGCGAACUGAUUUUAGACGUUACGUCAGCGAGCUAGCUUUACGUGCACACCAGGGUAACGGAAGCUAACGCUAGCUGGCUGCGUUGUGGGUGUAGAGCGACAUUAGGGCUGUUUACACUGACGUUAGAAUGGGUGAGCAAAUAUGCGACGGCCCCGUUCACACAGGUAGUGAAUCCGCUAAUAACACAAAUGUUGAGAAAAACGGCGAAACAGUAGAAAGUGUGACAUAUUACACAUUAGAAGAAAUACGAGUGCAUAGUAUGAGCAGUGACUCUUGGCUCAUCAUCCACGACAAAGUGUAUGACAUCACAAGUUUCCUCGAAGAGCAUCCGGGAGGUGAGGAGGUUUUGCUAGAGCAGGCAGGUUCUGAUGCCACAGAGAGCUUUGAGGAUGUGGGUCAUUCCACAGAUGCCAGGGAGAUGCUCCAGCAGUACUACAUUGGGGAGGUGCACAUGGAUGACAGAAAAAAGGAGCAAGCAAAGGAUGAAAAUGAGGCGAACUCAGGAGAGUUCAGCUCCUGGACCACAUGGUUGAUAUCUGCUAUUGCAGCAACUAUAGUUGGUGUCAUGUAUCGCUACUAUGUGUUUGAACACAAGUCGUCUUGAGCUGGCAUCCUGUUUUCAUCUCAUCUUUUUCAUCUGGAGGCCUUGAAAUGUUUGACCAAAAAACCUCCUCACACUGAGCACGCACGAUUAGGAAUGUCUGCAUCCUCUGCAACAAGAAAAGGAGGUGAGCAGUUUGAUAAAGUACCUUUGUCCAUCUUCAUAGAGUGCACCAGACAGACAGUUGGGCAGGUACAUUUAUUAAAUUGUCUGCCUUCAUUUUCUGUGUAUUUAUUUGUCACUGCCUGAUAUCAUUAAUGCUGUCCUUAACUUAAACUUUAUAUGCAUUUGACACAUUUUGGGGUCUUUUUUGUUUACUCAUUUGCCUGCUCAGAAAAAGGUUAUUUUACCUACACGGUAUAUAUGCACCAUAAUUUCAGUGAUAAGACAGACAGGAAGCAUUUAAUGUUGAGAUGUUAGUAUGCAGAAUGGUGAUCAAAUCAGGGCAAUGGUUGACCUCUCAUUCUACUUUUUACGGUGAACAUCAUUUCCGAUGCAUUUCUUUUGUGACAUAUUUUUUACUGCUACAUUAGAAUACGAAUCAGGAGUUUAUUCCAUUCACUCUUUACAGCACUUUUCUGGUUUUAAAUUGCUUGAUUGCAUUCAUCACAUGGUUGUUAAAGCAUUCUUUACAAUUAUGUAAUUUCAGUGUCAAAUCUUUGGUAUUUUAUUACUUAAAUGGUAUCCGUGAUUAUUUAAGUUAGAAUGUGUUAUGACUUGUCCCAUAUUUCUACAGUUCUGUUAUAAGGAAUUUGUGUAAAUGUUCAAAUUGCGUGAACCCUAUAUUAAUAUACAUUUAUGUAGUAUGUAAUACAGUACUAUUUUAUUACCUCGCUAAAAUAUCUUAGAAUGAAUGAGUGAAAACCCAUGAAAGAAUAAUUAGUAAUUUUUAACUGGUGCUUUUUCACAAUUGUGUUUCAUUGUAAUGCAUCUUAAUUUUGGGGUUACGUUUUGGAUGAGUGGAAAUGCAGCUGUCAGAGGGUUUGAAUUGUAUUCAAUGAAGUCCGGUGUGUGUUUCAGGCCACAGAGCAUAUAUCUUUACUCUAUUUUAGUUGCUCAACAUCAUUAAUUCUCGAGCUUCCUGUUCAGCUGUUGGUCAUGUGUUCUGGUAAAUAAAAAGCUUCCCAAAGCAUUUCUAAGACUACAAAGACCAGAACAACUUUAAGUCCAUUUACCAACUAUUUAAAACAUUAAAAACUUCUGAAUAUAACAAUUUUUACAUGCGACUAGAAAAAGGCAGAUGUUAAAAUGUAGUGGCUGUAACGAUAAAUAUUUGCCAUCCCUCAAUUGUCAUUAAGUGUCUUUGAAUAAAAUUAUUUUAAAAAA
Cyclopterus lumpus (lumpfish) is the source of this 2129-nucleotide messenger RNA. RefSeq names its product cytochrome b5. The record is from RefSeq and is a predicted model, not a curated record. Gene Ontology annotation, molecular function: heme binding. The transcript is spliced from 5 exons. NCBI's taxonomy places the organism in Eukaryota, Metazoa, Chordata, Actinopteri, Perciformes, Cyclopteridae. The coding region runs from base 330 to 806 and encodes 158 amino acids. Gene Ontology annotation, cellular component: membrane; intracellular membrane-bounded organelle.